Messenger RNA from Eimeria tenella, 4869 nucleotides. RefSeq names its product RENT1_NEUCR Regulator of nonsense transcripts 1 homolog ref|XP_323582.1| h (ISS), related, related. The coding region runs from base 1 to 4869 and encodes 1622 amino acids. Gene Ontology annotation, molecular function: 5'-3' DNA helicase activity. The record is from RefSeq and is a predicted model, not a curated record. NCBI's taxonomy places the organism in Eukaryota, Apicomplexa, Conoidasida, Eucoccidiorida, Eimeriidae. The transcript has 15 exons.
AUGAGGCCAGGGACAUGGUCUAGUAGAUACCGGAAGGAUGUCGGAAGAAUGCUUCAAGAGGGAAAACGAUAUCUCCACAUGCUGUAUUCAGGAGAGCUCCAACGCCACCUGCCUGUACACGUAUCAGGAAUAUAUGCAGGCCAAUACUCUGUGGCUGUUCACGGCGUUUACAGAGACUCAACUGUAGUACAUUCGUGCAGCAGGGGCCAAUGUGAAUGCAGCAGCUGCAGCACCGUGGGAGCCAACCGCAACAAACGACGUUCUUCGGUGCUUGGCAAAGUGGUUGCUUGCCGGACGCCCUGUAGACUGAGAGCGUCACCGGUGCGAAUGACAAAGGCAGUAGCACAGGCAGAAACAAUGAAGAAGACAGAAGGACGCUCUCCGGCUCCAUUUUCACCGUGCGCUAGUUUUCCUGAAAGGAUGGCGUCGAAAGCAAAUCAAGACCCAGCCUCAGCAGCUACGAAUGCUAUAGGAAAGCUGAGGCUGGCUUUUUAUCACUUGGCUACCUUUGGACGGACGCUAGCAACGACGAGCCUUGCAGAUGAGAAAAGUAAAACCUCAUGUUUGGAAGGCGACGUUUUUGCCAUUAGGGCGUGGACAUAUGUGCAGCGAUCCCAGAAGCAGCAACAACAGCAGCUAUUGCACCAGUGGCUGCAUCGUCAACACUUGCAUAUGCCGCUACAGAACGAGCUCUGCAUGAAGAAUUCUGAGCUUAACAGUUUGACCCGGACUACUACGGUGAAAAGCACCCGCAGUAGCAACAACGGCAGCACCACAAGCACGUCUAGCGGCGGCAGCAGCUACAGAGUUCAGCUCGGUGUUUACAGAUCAUUGGGGGGUUUAGAAGUUUCAGAAGCGGUGAGAAUCUCUUCUCCUGAGAAGGCACUGAAGACCCAUCGCCUGCGUCAAAAGGGGACGUGCCACGGGACACUUCAGAGAAGUGAGCCGUCUGUUGCUGCCUCUACUGCAGCUUCGCUCGGGCAGUUCUCAAAUGCAGCGCCUACUGUUGAAGGAUGGGCUGAUUUGAAAGGCACAGUGAUGCCGCCCAGAGAUAUCCGCAGGAAGUCAGAAGCAGGGACAUCAGUUAGCCCCGCCAGCGCUGCAGUGCCUUUCCGGUCGUUGUCACUUUUAGCAAGAAGUGGCGCAUUGCUCGCUGGGCUAGCUACAACCUCUGCUGCAACCACUGCCGUGGAAUCCGCUUCAGAAGCCGCUGCACCUGUAGCUGACACUGUAGCGCGAACUGCGGAGCACUUAGUCGUAUCUGCGUGCAGCACCUGCUCCUUGAGCUCCGCUUCCGCUUGGAAGAAGUGGCUGCAAAUACUCUCUGAGGCUGAUCCACAGCGGCGGAAGGAGCUACUUCUUGAAUACCCACCUCUUUGCAGAAAGCACGAUAAGAUGGUUGAGGCUUCAAGCAAAAAGGUCUGCGUUGUAAGCUUUCGACAGCUGCUGCGGCUCUUAGAGGCCGCUGCACUGCACCCGCAUGCCACUCAAGAUGCCAUAACCGUCUUGAGGCAACAUGUCCGACUAGGAAUGACGAAUAAUACCACAGCAGCGGCAGCGGGAGAGCACACAGGAGCAGAAACAGCGGAACCUUCACCAGUCAGCGGACAAAGUACUUUGCUGCCUUCUCUCGCCUCAGUGGCAAAUGCAGAGGCUGCGCAGUGCUUGGCAUAUGUGGAGAGUGGCUUGACAACGCUUGCUUUAGAGAAGGGAGCACAACUACUACAGAGCUUCCGAGAUUUUGACUGCACAGAAAGCUUUCUCCUGGAAGCGGUGGCUGCCGGCGCAGCCCCACGUGUUGGGUCUGCAGCACCUCGGUGGUGCUUCAGGGUGCUUGACGGGCCAUUGCAUCCGCCUCCUAACCGGCAAAAGAACACUUGGCAGCAGCUAGAGAGCGGAUCGCUACUAAUAUUAAAACCUGUCGACUCGGCAGCAGCAUUCGUGGCAAAGGAGCUGCGGCUUCUUCACGGUCGCUCGUUUGACUUCGCUUCUGUAACAGUUCACGCUGCAGCGGCAGCAUCUGAAGUACUACAGUCAACCUUUCAUCCGGGCUCCGGGCUUCCCGUGCACCAAGGGCAUGAAGGAGAUCUUAGGAUCACGGAGGAGCGGCAGCAGCUGCUGCAGGCUUUGCUUGAAGCCACAGGAGAAAAGCACAACGUUCGUUGCGUAUUCUGUGGUCUCACGUUCCUUGUUUCUGUCGAAAAACUUCUUCAGCGCUCACUGGACUGUCCAAACUGCUCAGCAGGAGCAACAUCAAUGCUAGCGGCACCAAACUGGAAAGCAGAAAUUCGCAGCGAAAUGGAGAUAACAGCAAGAGCAGCUGACUAUCCCUCUUCCUUAAUCCAAGGUCACAGGCAGAGCGAGAGAUUCAAGUACAGGGACUUGCGUGAAGUGCUGCAGCAGCUAGAUAUGGCCACAUGCUGGGCAUCAGACAGAUAUGCGCUGGAGGCACCGGCCUUUAUCGCAUCCGUAUGCAGCAACAGCAGACGCCAGGCCCUUAAGGUUAAGGUGCACCCUUGCGUAUCUUUAGCAGGCGAAAUGUUUCAGAAGAGAGGGGGCGGCAACGAAGCGGAGUCGGCAGUAGCAGGUGCUGCUCAGAAAGCGGAACAGCAACAGCAAUAUCUACAACAUGAAUCACAGCAUGAUGGAAAGGCCGGGUUUUCGCUUCCUGAAGGCGCGCGGUUCUGGGCAAUGCCUGUAUCAUUCAUUGCUGCUGUUCAUACUCGCCAAGUAGAAACCCUUGAAGGUUUGGCUGGAGCCGCUUCGAUGCAGUUGCUGUCUGCACAAGGCGCAGCAGAAACAAAAAAAGGAGCAGCAGCACCAUCAGAAACUGCUCCUUUUAGUGGAAGCCAUGUCUUAAGGGUUCUCACAGCUAACAAGGGCAGCAACAAAUCCUCUAAAAGUAUUCAGAAGGCUGCAAGUCUCGCUGCCGUGGUCGAGGAUGAAUUGGCAGUGUCGACCUGCUCUACACAAGGCUUGCAUUCAACAGUAUCACCGGCAAGGAAGGGUACAGAAGCGCCAGACGCAGCAACAAAUGGUACAGUGCAGGACAAAGAAGCACAUCGGAGUUUAUUGGGACUUUCGAAGAGUUUGACUUUCCGACAGCGUGAAGCUGUUUUUGCAGCGAUAUCUCGAGAAAACCGUAUCGUAACUAUAGAAGGACCUCCAGGGACUGGGAAGACAGCUGUGGCUGGUGCAAUUGUUCGUGAAUGGGUGUCCGGGUGUGCAUACAGCUCAGCCACCCAUUGCGUACGCACAGUUCGACUUUCUGAUGAAGUCUCGGUGGUCGCUGCGUUAGAGACUCCUAGCGCCACACAGAAAGCACUGGUGCUUUUGGACACAGUCUACCAGGGCCAUCGACUGGCAAAGCUAAACUUGCGGCCUCGUCGGGUUCUCGUGGAUGAAAGCUCCCAACUCACAGAGUUUGCAGGCCUUGGGGCAUUGGUAAAUGGCACGGACUUGGUGGUGUUGAUCGGCGAUGAGAGGCAGCUACCACCGGCGUCUGCUCUGCCUCCAUCUUCGUCCCCUCGUUCUCUAUUUAGCGCUCUUAAGGGUGGCGCAUGCAGGUCGGUACUCCUUAAUCUCCAAUUUCGGAUGCCUCCCCUUCUCGCUGCUUUCAUAUCUGCUCACUUUUAUGAGGGCAUGCUUCUCACUCAUCCUGGGCGUUUGGGCUCAACGUUGCUGCCGCACAAGCCCCCAAACCGACCUGAAAACGAGCAAAAGCAAGAGGGGCAGCGCGCAGCCGCUGACUCAACCUCUCUGUCGGGAUUUUCUGAUGGCCCGCUAGCCCCACCAGAUGCCACCAAAGUCGAGAGCCGAAACUUCUACGACGUUAUAGGUCUGGCUCAGUGUGAGGUGUUUGCCGGAAGCAAUCCUGCGAAUGACACUCAAUUCUUAAAGGUGGACAACAGCAACCACGAACAUAAUUUUCCGUGGCCUGAUGGCAGCGAAGGUGAUAAGGAUCUGGCCAAAAAGCUUUUGGAGCAAAUGGACACAGAGUUCUUGUCUUCAGGGCCUGCAGGCCCGGCAACCUGUUGGUCACAAAAUCCGCCUUACCAUGCGAUUCCGGAAGUUCUCCCUGUUCUUUUUGUAGAUACCUCACUUUGGGCGUCAGGCCCGACAGGCAUGUUGGCCACGAUUGAGCUACCCGUCUUGACCACGGAGUUAGCAGCUGCAGCCCUCAGCUCUACCGCUGCAACCUCUCCAGGAAGUCCCACAGAAGGAUGCAGGCCACUUAUGAAGAGUCUACCUGCGGAACAACGCGUGAAAGGCUCUCUGCAGAAUCCUCUAGAGGCUUUUUUGGUUUACAGAUGCGUGGAAACGUUGCUCAGUUGCGGUGCCUCAAAAGCAGAAAUAGCAGUGCUUACUCCGUACCAGGCGCAAGCGCAGCUCCUUUCACGGAUUCUGCACCCUGCGGAGCAGCUGGAUGGCGCCCAGAAGCCUUCAAGGCGUUCAGGUCGAUUAUGCUUUGUUCAGCCUGCUCUCGACGUGCUAGAUGAGAGAUGCCGCCCACACCCGCAGGUCUUUACUGUUGAUGGAUUUCAGGGCCAUGAGAGAAAAUACGUCAUCCUCUCUGCUGUCAAGGGGUUUCAGCUUUCUCCUAUUCUUAAGGAUGCUUGGAGCAGUGUUGCCGUUGGAUCAUCCCUCCCUGAGGAGGAGAAUAACAGAAGGCAUGUUACUUCCUCGCUGCAGGACACCCCAGCAUGUCAGUCUAAACCCACGGCAUACGUUCAAAUCUGGCAAGAACACGUCGCUGUUUUUUCAGAAGGGACACAGAAACACGGAGUCGUCUCCUUGCUAAGAAAAAAGGAUUUUUUGCGUUUUCUAGUAUUCAAACUUUGCACAGUUGUUGCAUACACGGAAAAGUAG